Molecule: messenger RNA, 1063 nt
Organism: Blepharisma stoltei
Lineage: Eukaryota; Ciliophora; Heterotrichea; Heterotrichida; Blepharismidae
Source: the annotation of a GenBank genome assembly
AUGAUUUCUGACAUUUUCAUUGAAAAGCAAAAUAUAGUGGAUAAUAUAAAAGAAAAAGCCUGAAAAAGGAAAAAGCAGCAAACAAGAAGCAAAAUAUGCCUCCCUAAGCAUUUAAAAUGCAGAAUAAACACUCAAUAUGAUACAGAUAAAAUUAUAAUUUUUUCUGGAUAUUCAAAGGUAAUGACAACUAUUGAUCUCAACCAUUUAAAUUCAGUAAAAAAUGCUCUUUUAUUCCCAGAUUACUUAAAUUGUCAAAUAUCAAUGUGCAAAAUCCCUAAUGAAAAGGUCUUUUGCUUUGAAAAUGUCCCUAAUUAUCACUAUUCUUUUACAAUAAACCCAGAAAAUAAAAUAGAAAUUCUAGGUCAAGGUUUGUCAUGCUAUUGCUCCGGCUCAAUUUAUUAUAAUAACUGCGUUUACUGUUUUGGUGGGGUAACUUCAGAUUGAGAAAUUCUUAGAAGAUGCGCGAAAUUUGAUUUAAAUACCAAAAAAUGGGAAUACUUUACAUCAAUGCCAACAGUUUCUACAAGAUGCUCCUGUGCUAUUUUUCAAAAUAAAAUUUUUGUAUCAGGCUAUCAUCAUCACCAUCUAUAUGAAUAUGAUCCUAUUUCUGAUUCUUAUACUGAAAUUUUAUACUAAUUUAUAUAAAUAUGCUUUUUUUUUAAAUUAAAUAUAUAAAAAAAAUAUAAUUAUUAUUAUAUAAGAAUAAUUAAUUUAAAAAACUACUUUUAUACAAAAAUAUUGUGUGCUAAUGAAAAUAUCCCUUAUUAAUAUAAGGAAGUCUUGGAUUUUAAUUUAAUUUUAAAUUAUAGGAUUUAUUAUAGUGAAGCAUAGAGUAAUAUUAAUUGAAGCUUGUGGAAAUAUCUAUGAAGCUGAUAAAUCAAAUCCCUACAAUUGAAGAAAUAUUGGAAUUUCAUAUGUGAAUCCAAGCGACCUCAUGUACUAUGGCAUUUAUUAUCAAGAUUCUUUUUAUUUUAUUAUGAAAAAUUGCAAAUUAUAUAAAUUUGAGUUUUUGACCAACAUUUCUAAGUCCAUAAAAGACGAUAUAAAAAUCAAGCUUCAUUAA